GAAGAAGAUCCUAACCACUAGUUUGUUCGCAUUGUGGAUGGGGUGUUAUUAUUUCCUGUGGGCGGAGGAAGGGAGAGGCUUGCCACUGCAAAGAAGUGCAAACCCGUCUCACAUUCACAGUCCACCGACCACAGAUACAAACGCAUUAACCAUCCGGACCGAGGACACGCCGAGACGUGGAAGGGCGAGGUGGACUCCCUUCCCACAUUUAGCCAUUUAUAUGCCCCGUUGUUGGUUGUAAGCAAGGGCAUCGCGUGUUUUUAGUACUUUACAACCAGCUGUUGAUUCAAAGUAGCCACAAAACAAAGACUCCAGACACGGACGAGCAACUGGACUGCUGGUCCAAACGCUGCCCGGAGGUUUAUUUCCAUAGCAAAUGUGGUUUUAAAAGAGCGCCGGAUAGUUUGCUAAAUCGCCGUUGACACGUGUUAAGAUGGACGUGAGGCUGCUCCUGAUGUCAGUCCUUCUCGGACUCAGUAGGGCACAACUAGAUGGUAACGAAUGCACCAAGGCCUCGGCCCAGUCCUGUGGAGAAUGCAUUCAGGCUGGAGAAAAGUGUGGCUGGUGUACAGACAAGGACUUUCUGAAACAGGGUGAGCAGAAGUCCACACGCUGUGAUGAGGUUGAAGCUCUGAUUAAGAAGGGCUGUUCUGAAGCCAGCAUAGAAAAUCCUCGGGGAACUGUUAGCGUCAACAAGAACCAAUCUUUAACAGACCGCACAAAGGAUGGAGUAAAACUGAAGCCAGACCAGAUCACCCAGAUUCAACCACAGAAACUCACCCUAGACCUCAGAUCAGGUGAAGCUCAGACGUUUCAUCUGACAUUCAAGAGGGCUGAGGAUUAUCCUAUAGAUCUCUACUACCUGAUGGACCUCAGCUACUCAAUGAAAGAUGAUUUAGAGAACGUUAAAAACCUGGGAACCGACCUUAUGCUUGAAAUGCAAAAGAUCACCUCUGACUUCAGGAUUGGCUUUGGCUCCUUUGUGGAGAAAACUGUCAUGCCGUACAUCAGCACAACACCAGCCAAACUGCUAAACCCCUGCACAUCAGACCAGAACUGCACCAGCCCGUUCAGCUAUAAAAAUGUGCUGAGUUUGACUGCAGAUGGAUUUCAGUUUAAUAACCUUGUUAGCAAGCAGCAGAUCUCAGGUAACCUGGACUCACCAGAGGGAGGGUUCGAUGCCAUCAUGCAAGUGGCUGUCUGUGCGAAUCAGAUCGGCUGGAGGAAUGUUACCCGUCUGCUUGUGUUUUCCACGGACGCUGGAUUCCACUUCGCUGGAGACGGAAAACUGGGCGGCAUCGUGCUUCCUAAUGAUGGGAAAUGCCAUCUGCAGGAUAACAUGUACACCAUGAGCCAUUACUAUGACUAUCCUUCGAUUGCACAUCUUGUUCAAAAAUUAAGUGAAAACAACAUUCAGACCAUUUUUGCAGUAACUGAAGAGUUCCAGCCAGUUUACCAGGAGCUGAAAAACCUCAUUCCAAAGUCAGCUGUGGGAACGCUAUCCUCCGACUCGGGCAAUGUGAUAAAACUCAUUAUUGAUGCAUAUAAUUCUCUGUCCUCUGAGAUCAUUCUGGAGAACAGUAGACUCCCCGAAGGGGUUUCCAUCUCCUACAUCUCCCACUGCAAGAAUGGAGUGAGCGAAAAAGGAGAAAAUGGACGAAAGUGCUCCAACAUCUCCAUUGGGGAUCAGGUGACGUUUGAAGUAGCGAUCACGGCUAAAGGCUGUCCAUCUAAUGGCAAAUCAGAAACUAUAAAAAUCAAGCCACUGGGCUUCACUGAGGAGGUGGAGAUCGUCCUCAACUUCAUCUGCGAAUGUGAGUGUCAUAAAGGCGGAAUCGCGAACAGUCCAGUGUGUCACUUUGGCAACGGUACCCUGGAGUGUGGAGCAUGCAGGUGCAAUGAGGGACGUAUCGGCAGAGUUUGUGAAUGUAGUAAAGACGAGGUCAGAACAGAAGAUCUGGACGCGAACUGCCGCAUGGAUAACGGAACGGACAUCUGCAGCAACAAUGGGGACUGCGUUUGUGGAACAUGUGAGUGCAAAAAAAGAGACAACCCAGAGGAGAGAUACAGUGGAAAGUUCUGCGAGUGUGACAACUUCAACUGCGACCGCUCCAACAACAAGCUCUGCGGAGGUCAUGGUCGUUGUGAAUGCCGAAAGUGUACCUGUGACGCUAACUACACAGGCAGUGCGUGCGACUGCUCUCUGGACACCUCCACCUGUCUGGCCAGUAACAAACAGAUCUGUAACGGUCGGGGCACCUGCGAGUGUGGCGUGUGUAAAUGUACCGACUCAAAGUUUCAGGGUCCAACUUGUGAAAUCUGCCCAACCUGCCCUGGAGUUUGUACUGAACACAAGUGA
Molecule: messenger RNA, 2359 nt
Organism: Sinocyclocheilus rhinocerous
Lineage: Eukaryota; Metazoa; Chordata; Actinopteri; Cypriniformes; Cyprinidae
Product: integrin beta-1-like
Exons: 13
Coding region: 434-2359 (641 amino acids)
Biological process (GO): cell migration; integrin-mediated signaling pathway; cell-matrix adhesion
Cellular component (GO): integrin complex; synapse; focal adhesion
Molecular function (GO): integrin binding; protein kinase binding; fibronectin binding
Source: RefSeq, a predicted model, not a curated record